UUUAAAUUCCAAUAUGGCAGCGCCCAUAAGAAUUUCCAAAAUAUUACUAGGUUUAAUAAAAGCCUCUCCACAAUGCCGAAUUGGCAGAAGAUAUGCUUCAGCUGCCCCACAGGAAUCCAGAACCUGGCAGUUACAUAGUGCUGUGUGUCUUCAACGAUACCCACGCCUCACCGCACCCAUGAAUGAUAUCGAGCAACGAUUUCAGGAGCACCUCAACAAAGUGGAAUACAGGAGAAGUCUACGUUCUAACUAUGAGUUAGAUCUUACCAAAGAAAAAGAGCUUUUUGAAAAGAUGAAGAUAAUGACGGAAGAUGAAAAGAAGAAGCUGAUCGCUGAGCAGGAUCUCCUCACUAUGAAGGAGCAAGAAGAAGACUGGCAGAAGGAAUUCGAAGAGUUCAAACUGACUGAUCGUUUGACUGAAGCAGAUAUGGCAGGUAAUGAGCAGAGUGCCAACCGCCUUCUGGAGAAAAAACUUGUGUUGAUCGUGAAAAAACAAUGGGAGGACGGAGGGGAGCCACAGUGGAUGUUUCCGCAGAGUGCCAGACUGCCUGGGGAGUCUAUGAGACAGGCAGCUGAGCGGUCUUUGGUGUCAACAUGCGGAGAAGAGCUAGACGCCAUAUUCCUGGGAAAUGCCCCAUGUGGUUACCAUAAAUACAAAAUGCCAGCCAGGUAUCAGGGACCUGAGUAUGGGGUCAAGGCGUUUUUCUUCAAAGCGACAUACCUCUCCGGGGACGUGCAGGAGACAGGGGAAAUGGGUGACUGGAAGUGGGUCACAAUCGACUCCCUACACGAGUAUGUCGGGACAGGGUCAUACCUAAAACACAUCAGUCAGUUCCUUGUUGAUUCCUGAUUUUGGGAGAUUCAGCUAAUCCUGAUUCACUGAUAGAUGUGUGAUGUGCUGUCGGAGGACCUUUUCAAAAGACUUGUGGUACAAAGGAGGGAAUGGAAUUGAGAUGAGGUGUUCGAAUAAGCUUACCGAUACUGUCAUAUUAAAUGAUUUAGAUGAAGCAUAUUUUGAAUGUGAACAGAAUAUUUUGUUAAAGUAUAACCUACAUUUCCUGCCAGUUUAAAUUACAUAUUUGCCUUCAAUAAGUACUGUGGUUAAUCAUUAAGAAUGACAGUUUGCAACUCAGUGUACAGGACAUCAUUGUUUGGUUCCCCAUUGGGAAAAACACUUGAUAAUAUAGUUGGUUAAAAUAAAACUUAUAAUUGCAAAGAUAAAGAAUUGCUAGAUUGCUUCACUUGCUCCACCCUUCUUAGUCUUUCAUUGUUUCACAAUAUGUUCGAACUAUUGUAUAGUGCUCAUAUAAUUUAGAUACAAUGUAAAUGUACUGUUCUUUUAAUAAACAGUUAUACAGAUAUUUAAGAAGAAAGUUUCAAUCUUGAGUACUACUGUUCAUAAUCUUGUACUUUUUGUUGGUUUUUUAAGUGAUGAUCCUGUUUGAGGGUAGUUAAUUACUGAAUGGGAUAGGAGAACCUCAUAAUGUUACAAGUUUGCAUCAAGUUGAUCUUAUGCUGCCAUAUGUUUUAGAAAAUGAAUUUUAUGUUAAAUUAUUAUCUUAAUUGCUCUCUUUAACAGAGUGUAGUGGAAAGUAUAUAUAUAUACAAAAAAACUUUUAACUAGUAAAAACUUUAAAGGAUGUUGUUGUUUUGGGAUUUAUAAGGUGUUUGAAUUGAAACUUAAUGUUUUGGUGUUAAUCCAUUUCCAGCAAAUACAUUAUGUUAAACCUAUUAAAUAUUCCAGUUUAGUUGUGAUUUUGAAAAUUGGUAAUGAAAGAAACUUCAUUUAUGAACAAAAAAAAUUAAGAGUGGAAAAAUUAUUGUAUUUAUACACGGCCACUGUAUAUUAUAUUGUACGUAUUAAUAUCUUGGUGGUUGUACAAGCCCAAAUGAGAACAUUUUGCAAAAUAUAGGGAUGAAAUACUCGACUCAACCAUUUGAAGCAUCAAGUACGACAAGAAACCAUAACAAACUGAAAACAACAAAUUUUAUUUACCAAUACCCCAGUAUUUUUUCAAUAAGUUAUAUAAACAAAAUUAAAUACCUAGACCUAGAAUAAUAAAAAAAUAAUGUAAAAAAGUUCACAAACUGUCUUUACUGAUAUAUUAAUAACCACAGAAUUUAAUUCACAUGAAAUAUUGAAUGCAUCAAUAUUAGCAUAAUUAUUCCAUCAAAAGGUUAAAAUGUAAUCCUCAGAGAAUAAAAUUUAAAUUAUUCCAAAACUUGAGAUAUGUUCUAGCUCUGGUGAACAUUUAUAAAGACGUGUUAACUUUUUAAAGAAACUUAAACUUAUCCUCGAGACACCUAGAUUAAAGAAUUUUGCCCUUCAAUAGAAAAAGAAGAAUUUUAUUAGCUUUAACCCAUGAGUUGAAUCAGUAAUAAUGUCUCAACAAAAUACAUGUUAAUAUAUCUGAGUGUGAAGUAACUGUUUUCAUCAUAUCAACUAUUUGGUAAAUAAAUAUAUUUUUUACUUAUUAAGACUAUACUAUAAAAUGUGUUUGAUAUACAAAUUAACUAUUAACCUGUCAUUCUUCAUCUAGCAAAAGAGAAUGUUCCAGGUCAUACUAAAGGUUUUCUCAAUUUCUAUAAAAGAAACAUUGUUUAUUCUAAAUGUUUUGUAUACAGAAUAAACAGACUAUUCUGGAAAUUCUAAUAAAUCUUGACAAAUACAUGCUGGAUGUCCAGUUAGCACAGUGGUAAGCACACUCACUUCUUACCUAGGUGACCCGGGUUCCAUUCCUGGAUGGGCGCAUGUUAGUUUGGUUUCUGGUCACCAAGCCGGACAAGUGGGUUUUCUUUGGGUACCCAGGUUUCCCCCACAACACAAGACCACACUCUCACGCAACAUCGUGCCAAUGAAAGUGACUUAGUAUAAGUUAUCAUAACUUUCUUCACAAUCACUGUAAAAUAUAUAAUGUUGAAACUAAAUACAUGCUAAAAAUACAGUUAAUUUUAAUGGAUCUUAAUCACCAUGCAGAUUAACAAUGAAGUUCUGAAUUAAAUACAUUUACUAAUCACUUUUAAGCAUAGUUAACAAAAGUUGUGCUUUUGGUUGGUCUGGUUAUAUAAAUAGAAGGUAAAUUUGUUUGUACAAAAUUCACAAACCCAGUUGUGUUAGUCAAAUUAGUAACUGUCAAACCUGAAACAGGGUUAUAUAACAAAAUUGGACUUAGAUCAGGAUUUAGGGGAUUGAUGCAUUAUUGAACAAGAUGAAAUGGGCUGUAAAAUUCCAUUCAAAAGUAGUAUUCGUUAUAAUUUGGGAAGUCAUAGUUUAGUGAUGCAUUAAAAGGUUAAUGGUUUGAGAGAGUGGAUAAUAUUAAAGUGUAAGAUGAAGACUCUAAAGGUACAGCUGAAGGCUGACUAAAUCAACUCAUGAAAGAUGUUUAAGACAGCUGUUCAAAAUAUGAUGGUAUAGUUUGGAUGUUGUUGGUAGUUGGAGAUUCGAAUAUCGAGGGCUAAACCGAAUUGGGGCUUUCCUUAAAAAACAAGCUGUAUUUUUUGAUAACAUUUAAAAAAAAACUAGUAUUAUUAAUGUUUGCAAAAAACCCACACUGAAUGUCACCUCUGCUGUCCAAUUCUUUUUUUUAACUAUUUAGCGGUUGCCAAAGGUUAUGUCUUUUUCGGCAAUUAUGUUUCCAAGGAAAAACGACAUAGAGUUGUGACUAGUACUUAGUAGGACAAGGGAAAGUCAGCCACAGAAUGUUUGUCUUGCACAUUGAUUCUUUGGUUGUCGCAAAUAUGUAUAGCCUUGCCCGCAAUAACACCAUCAAAGUUUUAAAUUAUUGUUUUCCCUGGUGUCCUUUCGCUACCUCCAUUUUCACAGUAUUUUGAGUAAUGUAGUGUUUUCAAU
Mya arenaria is the source of this 3850-nucleotide messenger RNA. RefSeq names its product 39S ribosomal protein L46, mitochondrial-like. NCBI's taxonomy places the organism in Eukaryota, Metazoa, Mollusca, Bivalvia, Myida, Myidae. The transcript is spliced from 6 exons. Bases 14 to 850 code for a protein of 278 amino acids. Gene Ontology annotation, cellular component: mitochondrial large ribosomal subunit. Gene Ontology annotation, molecular function: structural constituent of ribosome. The record is from RefSeq and is a predicted model, not a curated record.